Molecule: messenger RNA, 1491 nt
Organism: Macrosiphum euphorbiae (potato aphid)
Lineage: Eukaryota; Metazoa; Arthropoda; Insecta; Hemiptera; Aphididae
Source: the annotation of a GenBank genome assembly
AUGGAGUCAAAUGAAAAAACCAACUUAAUAACUAGUCAUGUGUACACAAAUUACUCCAGUAAACCACACCAUUUGCAUUACACAAGUACAAUAAGCCGAGUGUUAUGGCUGGCAUUAGUGGUAACAAUGCCAUGUUUGGCGCCGGGCAUGAGUUUCGGAUAUUCUGCCAUUGUUUUAGAUCAAUUGCCAUUCUCAGUUGAUCAACAAUCGUGGUUUGCUAGUUUACCGUCCACGAUGAUGCCUAUCGGUUGCCUUUUGAGCGGGCCGUUGAUCGACAAACUCGGCCGGAAAACCGCGCUGAUGGUGACCAACCUGCCGUCUUGCCUUGGCUGGUUGAUGUUGUCCAUGCGACCUGUCAACCUGUACGUACUGUACGCGGGCCAACUGCUAGUGGGCAUGUCAGUGGGCCUGUCUACGACCCCGGCCACGGUGUACGCGGCCGAGUGCAUCACGGUCAACUAUACCGGACUGCGCGGGUGCUUCACGAUAAUGACGUCCAUCAUGCUCAACUUCGGCAUGUUCCUCACGUACCUGCUGGGCACCCUAAUGCCCGCAUACGUGGUCGCUUACGUGGCGGCUUUCGUGUCGUUCGCCGCGUUCAUAUUCAUCGGCUUGCUCAUUCCUGAGAGCCCACCGUGGCUGUUCGGACAGGGCCGCCGCGGUGACGCAGAGUUCUCUCAGCGGGUGUUGCGCAUUGCCCAGCCAAUACUACAAACGCGUCGGGCCAUGUCACUAGACGGAGACGCUGCCGCCGCCGUGCGCAUCCGGUCCCGGAUCGUGGACAGGCUGGCCGAGCCGGACGUCUACAAGCCGAUGGCGAUAAUGACGACGUUCCUGUUCUUUCAGCAAGCUUGUGGUUCGUUCGUACUGACCGCGUACAUGAUCCAACUGCUCGGCGGCCUCGGCGUGACCGUCAACAACUACGUGGUGACGCUGCUUGCGGGGUUCACCAACCUGGCAGCCAUGGUCGUGCUGUCCGUGCUCCUCACUCGGUCCGGUUUCAAACAGCUAUCGUACGUGUCGUGCGCCGGCUACGCAGCUUCCAUGGUGCUGCUGGCCGUGUUCCUGCAAUACUACGAUGGUGGCAACACGCUCGUCACCAACGUGGUGGUCAUCAGUUGUGUGCUGCUCAACAUGGCCAUGAAUGGGCUGGGGCUGCGGCCCAUUCCGUACGCCAUGCUUGGCGAAGUGUUCCCCACCGACGUGGCAGGUGUGGCUGGUUCGAUUGUCGCGUGCAUGUCGUCCGUGUUCAACUUCGUCGCCAUUAAAACGUACCCGUACUUGCGCAUAUCCUUGGGCCCGGGCGUGUUCGCGGUGUACGGGGCGCUGGCGUUGCUUACGCUCGUGUUCGUUGCGGUGAUCGUACCGGACACCCGGGGCAAGACCAUCAAGCAGAUCAGCGAUGAAUUCCUGCGGAAGAAGUCGGUCAGCGGUUGUGGCGACGGCAGUUAUCGUAAGGGGAGCUGUAGCAUAGCGGACGAGGUCAUCUGA